Molecule: messenger RNA, 1899 nt
Organism: Colletotrichum orchidophilum
Lineage: Eukaryota; Fungi; Ascomycota; Sordariomycetes; Glomerellales; Glomerellaceae
Exons: 6
Coding region: 1-1899 (632 amino acids)
Biological process (GO): proteolysis
Molecular function (GO): serine-type endopeptidase activity
Source: RefSeq, a predicted model, not a curated record
AUGCACCCUAACGGCCUGUUGUACGGGCUUGCUUUACUCUUCUUCAGCAGCGGGGCCGUGUCCCUCCAGCACCAGGAAAGCCAGUUUGAUCUGAUGCAUAGUAAGGGUCAUUCCAUGACAAGACAAGCUUCUGUCUCAAACACGACCAAACCAGCAAGCAACGCGGCCUCAUCCACACAGACCCUGAUCACUCUGGACCCCAGAACAUCCUCCCGUGUAUCAUCGACAUGGACAACCAUCGGAAGCUCCAACUCGGCGCCGAAAAUACAGACAAUCUCAGGAGGAGAAGUCGUCGUAGCAGUCAUCGGCGAAACCUACCUGGCUGGUGUCGGCAGUGGUUCCCUUGUAGUCGCCGGUGUGACCCACACCCUGGCUCCUGGAGCCGUUGUGUUAAUCAUCGGCACUGGAGCAAAGGGUGAUACUCCAGAGAUUGAGAACCUCUCGAAUCCAGCCCCAACACAAAAUCAGCAGACCUCAAAUCCAACUGAAUCAAUGCCUCCUUCAUCUGAACCGUCAGUUCCCAGCUCUAAGUCUGCGGUUCCCACUUCAACUUCCGCCACAUCGUCGUCCACGCCGUCAUCUACGGCAGUGCACAUCCCGUACAUCAUUCUUACUUCGCAAAACUCCACAAAGGCAGAGAUACAGGAGCUCAACAGCACUCUCUCAAGUAAUGCAGCUCCAAGAUCUCUAGAAGAAGCCACCAGCGACCGAACUGGUAUGGUGGCCAUCUUCAAAGCGAAUAUUACCUCUGAGCAGGCCGAGGCCAUUUCAAAGCGUGCCGCUGUUGCCGGGGUGACUCCCGAUGAGAGGCUGGAAGAGGAACAGCCUCCUUCAUCUUUUACACCGCCCUACACAGCAUCGCGUGAAGAAACAGCCGCUGGUCUCCCCGGUUCGCCGAGAAGAAGUUUGUCAAACCCGGCUGCCAUCUCCCUGCAAUAUAAUGCUGUGGAUGAGCUCAAAGUAAUCUCGCAGCCAUCUGGAGCAAGCAUUGCCAACUUACCUGGGUUUGGAUACGCCUCAGAGGCAGGGAAGGGUGUCACAAUUUAUGUCAUUGACAAUGGCGUCAACGUCCAGAACUCCUCAUGUGCAUGGAAUGAAUGGAAGGGCAUGACUGGAACCAAGGGUUUCAUGUACGCUCCCGGCGCGACGAACGACGAGUCACCUUUCGUAGGCCAUGGCUCGUGUGUGGCGUCAAAAGCAGCCGGGCCAGCAUAUGGCACUGCGAAGGAUGCCAACUUGGUCUCAGUCAAGAUGCCGGACACCCUUGCGAUAUCUGCUCUUUUCACCGCUUUGAUCGAGAUCAGUAACGAUGUUUUCCAGAAAAAGCUUGGGGGCAAAGCUGUCAUCAACAUAUCGCUAUUAUGGCGCUUGCCCGACAAGUAUUCCAGUACUAAUACCGCAUACAGACUGCUCCUUGUCGCCCUCAUGGCGGAAGACAUUGUUAUCGUUACGGCCUCCGGUAAUUCUGCUAUUUUUGGUAUCGAUUAUGAGAAGGCGUUCCCUGCUCCCGUCGGUACCGAUCAUUUGACGCAUUACCCUGCUCUCUUUGGACCUACCACCGAUAUCAUCGUCGUUGGCGCGACUAAGAAUGAUGGCUCUCGUGCAUCUUUUUCUCAAGGCACCCGAAAUGAGUUGACAGUCUCUGCCCCUGGUUGGGUGCAGUGUGCAUCGGGCACAUCCCCCGGUACACGGUAUCUGUCCGGAACUUCCUAUGCUGCGCCGGCAGUCGCUGGUGUGAUUGCGGUCUGGCUAUCUCAAGACAAGCACAAGGCUCGUCUUCAGGUUCCGGGAUCGGUCGCCAAAAAUGUCAAGAAGAUGUUGAAGGCCUUUGCGUACCCGAGAGUGAAAGGCGGUCCCGCCGUCGUCUGGAACGGCAUUGAUCCUCGCGGGUUGUCAUGA